AUGGCGCCCACAGUUGAUCCAGAUCAUGCGACCUCCGCAUCGGAGGAGGAAAUUUUGUCUGAUGCAGCUUCGUCCUCUGACGAGUCCGAUUACCUCGACAGCGGCGCAUCUCGAAAGCGCCGUAGGACCGCAGAAGUAUCCCAGGAUGAUGGUGAAAAGAUUGACUUUGAAGACGACGACGAUGAUGACGAUGAUGAUGACAACGACGAGGAGUUGAAGAGAGUGUUAUCUACAAUUCAAGUGCCUUCUCGAAUUAAGCGAACUGGUCAAGCCGAGCAAAAGGAAGUUCAAGCAAAGCCUGCAAUCGCACCCAAAAACUCGAUUCAAGCCCCUACCGACCCGAACACCACUUUCUCAGCGCUCAAUGUGCGACCAUGGCUGGUACAAUCGUUAGGAAAUAUGGCCAUCAAGCGACCCACCGGUAUUCAAAAGGGCUGUAUUCCUGAGAUCUUGAAGGGAAGAGACUGCAUUGGUGGCUCCAGAACAGGAAGUGGUAAAACAGUGGCGUUCGCCGUACCUAUUCUGCAGAAGUGGUCUGAAGAUCCUACUGCGAUCUUUGCUAUUGUCUUGACACCAACCCGAGAGUUGGCGUUGCAAAUUUUUGAGCAGUUCAAGGCCAUCUCUUCUCCUCAAAGUCUCAAGGCCAUUCUGGUGACAGGAGGCUCAGAUAUGCGAACACAGGCAAUUGAGAUUGGAAAGCGACCGCACGUUAUCAUCGCAACCCCAGGACGUUUGGCUGAUCAUAUUCGCACUUCCGGAGAGGACACUAUCUGUGGAUUGAGGAGAGUUAGAUAUGUGGUUCUUGACGAAGCUGAUCGACUUCUGAAUGCCACUGGACCUGGCAGUAUGCUUCCCGACGUCGAGGAAUGUCUCUCGGUUCUACCACCAGCUACCGAACGACAGACACUACUCUUCACUGCUACCAUUACACCAGAGGUCCGCGCCUUGAAGGACAUGCCUAUUAAGCCUGGCAAGCAGCCAGUGUUUGUUUGUGAGGUCGAUACACAGUCGUUGGCUAUUCCUGCAACACUGAAGCAGAUGUAUGUCAAGGUUCCUGUUACUCACAAGGAACACUACCUCCACGUCUUCCUACUCACCGAGGCGAACGUCGACAAGACUGUCAUUCUAUUCUGCAACCGAACCUCGACCGCCGAUUACCUUCACCAUCUACUCCGAAUGUUAGACCAUCGAGUCACUUCUCUACACUCCAAACUACCCCAGAGGCAACGAAUCGACAACCUGGCCCGCUUCCGUGCUUCAGCAGCUCGUAUCCUCGUAGCAACCGACGUUGCUGCCAGAGGUCUGGAUAUCCCCGAAGUCAGCCUUGUUAUCAACUACGAUCUGCCUCGUGAUCCCGACGACUACAUUCACCGGGUUGGUCGUACAGCCCGUGCGGGUCGCAAGGGUGAGGCUGUCAGCUUUGUGGGACAGCGUGACGUGGAGUUGGCCCUGACCAUCGAGAAACGUGUCGGUCGCGACAUGGAGUCCUGGGAGGAGGAGGGCGUUAACCUGGAGACACGUGUGGUGCGAGAUGCGCUCAAGCUUGUGUCCGAGAAGAAGCGCGAGGCUUUGUUGGAGGUGGAGGAAGGCAGGGAAGUUGGUGGCAAGCGAAAGCGCACCAAACAAAAGUUACGUGUGGAAUAA
Messenger RNA from Fusarium coffeatum, 1644 nucleotides. RefSeq lists its product as uncharacterized. The record is from RefSeq and is a predicted model, not a curated record. The transcript has a single exon. The coding region runs from base 1 to 1644 and encodes 547 amino acids. Gene Ontology annotation, molecular function: nucleic acid binding; RNA helicase activity; ATP binding. Lineage: Eukaryota; Fungi; Ascomycota; Sordariomycetes; Hypocreales; Nectriaceae.